Messenger RNA from Lathyrus sativus (Indian pea), 930 nucleotides. NCBI's taxonomy places the organism in Eukaryota, Viridiplantae, Streptophyta, Magnoliopsida, Fabales, Fabaceae. The record is from the annotation of a GenBank genome assembly.
AUGGAGUUUUGGGGUGUUGAGGUAAAAAGUGGGAAAUCACUCAAGGUUGAUCCAGAGGAAAACAAGAUUAUCCAUCUUUCAUCGGCAUGUCUGGGGGAGGUCAGCAAGGAUAAAGGGAAUGAACCAGUAUCCCUAUAUGUGAAGUUUGGUGAUAAGAAGGUUCAACUUGGAACACUAUCUUCAGAAAAAUUUCCUCAGACAUCUUAUGAUUUGGUAUUUGAGAAGGCAUUUAAGCUAUCCCAUAACUGGAAAUAUGGAAGUGUCUUCUUUACUGGAUAUAAAUUUGAAUCUGAGAGCGUGUCUGAUGAUGAGGAUGAAGAUUCUGAUGAUUUUGACGAGGAAGAUAUUCCUAUUAAUGCUGUUGCCAAUGGGAAACCUGAGACUGAGGUGAAGAGUGAUGCCAAACCCCGUGUUAAUGGAGUUGAACAAAAGAAAACAUCGGAUCCAAUAAAGAAUGAGAAGGAUCGUGAAAAGGAUGUUAGUAGUGAUCAAGAUGAAGAAGGAUCAUCUGAAUCUGACACUGAUGAGGAUUCUGGUGAAGAGAAGCCUGCCAUCAAUGGACAUAUUGGAAUUAGUGAAGAGGACGAUGAUAGCGAUGAGGACGAUGAUAGUGAUGAGGACGAUGAUUCUGAUGAUGAGGAGACACUGGUGAAGGCUGAAGGGAGCAGUAAGAGAGUUCGUGAAUCUUCAAAGAAAACUCCUGUAGCUGUGAAGAAGGCAAAGUUUGUUACUCCUGAGAAGACUAGUGGCCCUAGUGGUAGUGUCCAUGUUGAUACUCCUUACCCUAAGCAGGCUCUAAAAUCGGCUGCAAAUAACAAGCAGCAGACUCCAAAGUCAAAUGGGGAUUACAGCUGCAAACCUUGUAACAGGUCAUUUAAGACUGAAGAUGCCCUGGGUUCUCAUAAUAAGGCCAAGCACAGUGCCAAGUGA